Dictyostelium discoideum AX4 is the source of this 603-nucleotide messenger RNA. RefSeq lists its product as hypothetical. The record is from RefSeq and is a predicted model, not a curated record. Bases 1 to 603 code for a protein of 200 amino acids. The transcript has 2 exons. NCBI's taxonomy places the organism in Eukaryota, Evosea, Eumycetozoa, Dictyosteliales, Dictyosteliaceae.
AUGUUUUCUCCCAGGGAUAGUUUCAAUUUCUUUGAUGACCCAACUUUUGGUAUUAACCUCCAACCUCUCACAACGACGUAUGUUGAAGUGGAAGAUUUGGAAAAUGAUAUCAAAAGAUUAUCAAGUCUGUUCUAUGAAGAGACUGUUCAUCUUAGUUAUAAAUUACCCAAUUCUUUAAAGAAGUCUCGAAAUUUCUUACAACCAUACCUUAAUAUUAAACCUAUUAAACAUUCAAGACAAAACUAUACACAAUUAACAAACUAUAUAGACCAAUCAAAAGACUUAGUUCAAGAGUGUAAGUCUUGUUUUAGUGAUAAUGUUGGUGUCAAUGAUAUAUUAAGGGAUAUACUGCGUGAUAUGGAUAGGUUAAAGGUACAUUAUUGUUCAGAUGGUGGUAUAUUUUCAUCUUUAUAUGGUGAUCAAUGUGGUAAUUCAACAUUUACUUCAUUUAAUUACAAUAAUAAUAAUGUUAAAACAUUUAUUACAAUGUCACCUCAUCCUGGUAAUGUAGUUGAAUUUUAUAAAUAUUAUACAAAUUUUAAAAUUAAUGGAAUUAAUUUCAACAAUUUCACAAAAUGUAAAUUAAAUAAAAAAAUUAAAUAA